AGCUGAGUGCUGGAGGUGGGUGAGAAGGGAGAGGCGGAAGCCGUGGCUGGAUCUCUCCCCGGACCUUUGCUUCCCUGAGUUCGAGUGGGCGGGGAGAGGUGGGAGGAGGGAAGGGCGGAGCGUGAGCCGCGGAGGGAAAAAGAGAAGGGAAGGGAUAGUACCCGGGCGGACUUCAGGGUCAAGAGGGACAUUAGGCUCCAGCUAUCGCGGCCUGUCAGGCCCGGGGCAGGUGGGUGAGAACAGCGGCUCCCAUUUCUAGAUGUAUAUUUAGAAUUGUUUCAGAAAACUUAUUCAGACCAUGGGUUUGUCCACAUCUACUCCUGCUAUUGCAGUGCAAGUCUCAACUGCUGCAGAGCAAAAGGCUGGCUCUCCACCUUCCGGGUGCCCAAUGCAUCAACAAGAAACAGGCUGUCCAAUGAAUAUAAAUUCAUCUGACAAAACUUGUGAAAGUCAGUCAAACUCAGUACCUGCACACCAGGAUCGAGCAUAUGAAUAUGUGGAAUGUCCUGUAACAUCAGCUGCCCAAAAUAAAGAUAAUAUAGAUCCUUCAAACAUGAUGCCACCACCUAAUCAGACACCAUCCCCUGGUCAACCGUUUGCUCUGUCAACAGUUAGAGAAGAAUCAUCAAUUCCCAGGGCAGAUUCAGAAAAAAAAUGGGUUUACCCUUCAGAACAGAUGUUUUGGAAUGCCAUGUUGAGGAAAGGGUGGCAGUGGAAAGAUGAUGACAUCAGUCAGAAAGAUAUGUAUAAUAUUAUUAAGAUUCACAAUCAGAAUAAUGAACAGGCUUGGAAGGAGAUUUUAAAAUGGGAAGCUCUUCAUGCUACUGAAUGCCCAUGUGGACCAACACUGGUCCGAUUUGGAGGUAAAGCUAAAGACUAUUCACCAAGAGCUAGAAUUCGCUCAUGGAUGGGAUAUGAAUUGCCCUUUGACAGACACGACUGGAUUGUUAAUCGUUGUGGCACUGAAGUUAGAUAUGUUAUUGACUAUUAUGAUGGUGGAGAAGUAAAUAAGGACUAUCAGUUUACUAUCUUGGAUGUCCGUCCUGCUUUUGAUUCUCUUACAGCUGUUUGGGACAGAAUGAAGGUAGCAUGGUGGCGCUGGACUUCAUAACCAUUAUUUUAUUUUACUAAAAAAAAUAUAUAUAUAUAGUUAUUUCCUUUAAAGAGAUACAUUAAACUAUUUUCUGAAAAUUUUGAUGUUGAAUUAAUGAUGUGCUAUGCGAUUUAAAUCCGUAAUAAUAGUGUUUAACACUAUACUGUGAAUAAUUAUGCAAUUUUUUUGUUGUUUUUGUUUUUAGUGAACUCGUAUACAAUUUUGUGUUGACAGAAAUUAUGUAAAGAUUUCUGCUUUCUAGUUUGGGUUUCGCUCAUCUUGUUUUCAUCAAGACUUCAAUCUCUUAAAGGCAUUUCAUUAUAAAAUUGAUGAGAUUAUGUAAAACAUUUUUGUCACUUGUUUUUUAAAUGUAAACUUUUUUAUUUAACAAUAUUUUAUUUAUAAGUACUUGAAAGUAAAUGUGUGAAAACCAAACUUGGUGCUGCCUCUUAACCACUAUAUUAAUUGCAUAGGAAAUACACCUAAGUUUUUGUGUUAUAGGUAAUUUUUUUGAAGGAAAAAUAUGGUAUAAUGACUGCUGAAUAUUAAGAAAGAAUAUACAUUUUCAUUACCUUGUUAUAACCUUGUUAUAAAAAGGAUUUAAAUUGUAAAAGGGUUCAAGUGAUGCAAAUAUUUUGGACCAGGAUAAAACUGGCAAAUCUGAUGGACCAUGAUAAGUACAGUAACUUUGAAAUUUGACAGGUAAUGUUUUAAGGUUAGAGGUGACUUUUUCAGACCGUUAAAUGCAUGACAUAUAUAUAAUUUUUUCCCUUUAAGGGAGGUUUAAUAAGCAUGUUUUAUACUUAUGGAUUAGCUUCACAAAUUAUUAGGUCCUUUGAUCAUAUUCAGACUGGUUUGGGGGGAUUUUUUUUUUCCAUGACAAUUCUUAAGAGAAUUAUCUAUUUUUGGAUGGCUAGGUAGUAUAGUGGAUAGAGAGCCAGGUCUGGAACCUGUAGGACCUGGGUUCAAGUGUGACCUCAGAUACUUUUAGCUAUGUGACCCUGGGCAAGUCACUUAACCUCAGUUGCAUAAUGUGCCCUUUCCACUCUUUUGCCAUAGACUUGAUAGAAAUUAAGGGUCUUUAAAAUAUAUAUAUAUAUAUAUAUAUAUAUAUAUAUAUAUAUAUAUAUAUAUAUUUUAAAUAAAGAAGGAAGUAUAUAAAAAAAGAAAAUUAAUAGGAACUUUUAAAUUCUUCUAGCAAGGCUUUUUGCUUAGUGAGUUGAAUAGGCAAGUAGUACUUGGUGGUGGGCUAUAUAUAGCUUCUGCCACUUCCUCCUAUAUGACUGUGGGUAUGUCAGGUCAUGUUAAUUAGGCUGAAUUUUCUUAGCAACAAAAUAGAUACUAGUGCCUCUGAUACCUCCAGUGAGAAGCUGUGUGGUAUUUAGAUAAAGUAGCAGCCAUGUGCAGUAAAGACAGCCUGGGUCAAAGCCUAUUUUUAACCCAUAUCAGCUAUGUGUAUGUUACUCAACCUUAGUGCUGCAGGCAGCUCUUUCAAACUGGAAUUACAGAGGUGCUUCUAAUAAACAUCUGUGGCAGUUUUUACACUAGAUGCUCCUGACUAGGUUGAAAUCACAGGUCUAGAUAGUUGUGAGGCUAAUGUACAUAAAAUGCUUUGAAAAUUUAAUGUUCUAAGUCCAUCAUUAUUAAUUGGCUGAGCACUUAGUAAUAAUUAAGUUUUUUAAUGAGUCUCCAUGUUUUAAUAAAUUUGUAUUUUUAAAUUUA
Monodelphis domestica (gray short-tailed opossum) is the source of this 2815-nucleotide messenger RNA. RefSeq names its product holocytochrome c synthase (gene HCCS). Lineage: Eukaryota; Metazoa; Chordata; Mammalia; Didelphimorphia; Didelphidae. The record is from RefSeq and is a predicted model, not a curated record. Gene Ontology annotation, molecular function: holocytochrome-c synthase activity. Gene Ontology annotation, biological process: cytochrome c-heme linkage. Gene Ontology annotation, cellular component: mitochondrion.